Messenger RNA from Ilex paraguariensis (yerba mate), 540 nucleotides. NCBI's taxonomy places the organism in Eukaryota, Viridiplantae, Streptophyta, Magnoliopsida, Aquifoliales, Aquifoliaceae. The record is from the annotation of a GenBank genome assembly.
AUGAAAAAUGUAACCGAUUCUUUCGUUUCUUUGGGCCACUGGCCAUCCGCCGGGAGUUUCGGGUUUAAUACCGAUAUUUUAUCAACAAAUCCAAUAAAUCUAAGUGUAGUGCUUGGUGUAUUGAUCUUUUUUGGAAAGGGAGUGUAUAAUCGAAAACAGAGGAUCUUGAAUACUAUUCGAAAUUCAGAAGAAUUACGUGGAAGAGCCAUUGAACAGCUGGAAAAAGCCCGGGCUCGCUUACGGAAAGUGGAAAUGGAAGCAGAGCAGUUUCGAGUGAAUGGAUACUCUGAGAUAGAGCGAGAAAAAUUGAAUUUGAUAAAUUCAACUUAUAAGACUUUGGAACAAUUAGAGAAUUACAAAAAUGAAACUAUUCAUUUUGAACAACAAAGGGCGAUUAAUGAAGUCCGACAACGGGUUUUCCAACAAGCCUUACAAGGAGCUCUAGGAACUCUGAAUAGUUGUUUGAACAACGAGUUACAUUUACGUACCAUCAGUGCCAAUAUUAGCAUGUUGGGGGCGAUGAAAGAAAUAACUGAUUAG